Molecule: messenger RNA, 1081 nt
Organism: Hibiscus syriacus
Lineage: Eukaryota; Viridiplantae; Streptophyta; Magnoliopsida; Malvales; Malvaceae
Product: flavonol synthase/flavanone 3-hydroxylase-like
Exons: 6
Coding region: 26-1036 (336 amino acids)
Biological process (GO): response to light stimulus
Molecular function (GO): flavonol synthase activity
Source: RefSeq, a predicted model, not a curated record
AAAGCAGUUUCGUAAACGGAGGAAGAUGGAAGUGGUGGAACGAGUGCAAGCCAUGGUUUCAUCAUCUCGAACCAAAGACAACAUACCCAUAGAGUUUAUUCGACCGGAAGAUGAACAGCCUGCGAUCACAACGUUCCACGGACCGAUCCCCGAUAUCCCCAUCAUCGAUUUCGGUGACCCAAACCAUGAAAACAUCAUCCGUUCAAUGGCCGACGCUAGCCGAGAGUGGGGAAUAUUUCAGGUGGUGAACCACGGGAUACCCUUGGAUCUUAUUCAAAGAUUGCAACUAGUUGGCAGGGAGUUCUUCGAUCUACCGCAGGAAAAGAAAGAGGUGUACGCUAAACCACCUGGUGCACCUUCCAUUGAAGGGUAUGGAAGCAAGGUGGGAAGAGAUGUUAAUGGAAAGAAGAACUGGGCUGAUCACCUGUUCCACCGGAUAUGGCCUCCUACGUCUAUUAACUACCAUUUCUGGCCCAAAACUCCUCCUUCUUACUGUAAGGUGAACGAGGAGUAUGCGCAAGAGGUGAGGAAGGUAGUGGAUACGCUAUUCAGAUGGCUGUCAAUGGGGCUAGAGCUUGAAGCAGAUGUGCUGAAACAGGGAGCAGGAGGAGAGGAGAUUGAGUAUAUGAUGAAGAUAAACUAUUAUCCGCCAUGUCCACGCCCUGAUCUUACACUUGGGGUGCCUUCCCACACUGAUCUCUCCGCCAUCACUGUUUUGGUGCCCAAUGAGGUCCCUGGAUUGCAAGUCUUCAAAGAUGGCCUUUGGAUCAACACCAAAUACAUCCCCGGCUCCCUCAUUAUUCAUAUUGGCGACCAGAUUGAGAUACUAAGCAAUGGGAAGUACAAGGCAGUGCUGCACCGGACGACAGUAGACAAGGAGAGAACGAGGAUGUCAUGGCCGGUCUUCUUGGAGCCACCGGCGGAAUUUGUGGUUGGUCCACUUCCUCAGCUUGUUGAUCCCCAAAAUCCUCCUAAAUAUAAGCCUAUGAAAUUCAAAGACUAUAGUUAUUGCAAACUAACAAGCUCCCCCAAGUAAAUGAACUCUAAUAACUAUAUCUAAAUAAAUAAAUGAAAAUGCAUG